Prionailurus viverrinus (fishing cat) is the source of this 4737-nucleotide messenger RNA. It is a transcript of the gene PAQR7, whose product is annotated as progestin and adipoQ receptor family member 7. Gene Ontology annotation, biological process: response to steroid hormone. Gene Ontology annotation, molecular function: nuclear steroid receptor activity; steroid binding. The transcript has 3 exons. Lineage: Eukaryota; Metazoa; Chordata; Mammalia; Carnivora; Felidae. Gene Ontology annotation, cellular component: plasma membrane. The record is from RefSeq and is a predicted model, not a curated record. Bases 2689 to 3735 code for a protein of 348 amino acids.
AGAGGCUGGAGUCGGAGCACCCCCGGGCAAGAGUGGGAGGAUGCUAGGGGACCAGCUGGAAGGGAGCACCUCUGAGGGAGUGGGCAGGGCGGAGGGCCGGCCUGGGCCGGCCGUGGUGGCCACGGUGGCCGGGAGGAGGAGAGGCCGGCGGCUCGCUGCUCCGCCUGCGGCGGGGCUGGGGGGGAGGCGGAUCCAGGGAGACCCCAGGAGCAGAAGGUGCAUGAGUACCUAGAACUGGGUGAUGUGAGGGGGUCCCCCUUUGGGGACGCCUGGGCCGGUUGGGAUGGAGAAGCCUGCCUUGGUGUCAGGAAAACAUGGAGGUUUCCCCACCCAAUGAGGACAGGGGAGGGAGCCCCACACCACCCAUAGCACUUGCUUCAAGCCUGCAGGCUUUGAGGACCCCCCCCCCCAGAGGUUUCCUUGGGGCAGCCCAUUCUGGCCUGGCCUGAGUAGGGGGGCCUGGUCAGGCCACCGCUGGUGAGUUUGAGGGUUUGACGGAUUCCCGGAGCCUGGCUGCACCCGGAUGGAUGGCCCAAGACCUUCUGUUUAGCUCCUAUGGAAGAGGGUCUCAGCCUCACAACCAGAGUCUUGUGCCACCUCUGAGGCUCGUGGUGGAAGGCUGUCCCUCUCCAGCCUCAGUUUCCCUAACCAGAGGGGCCCUUGCUGGCCAGUGGUGAAGGUUGGGUCCUUUUUCCAUCCCUUGUGCUGGGCGACUGUAGCCAGCUCACCCAACCUCUCUGGGCCUGCCUUCCUCUUAGAGUUCUACCUUGUCCUCAGAGCAUUUGUGAGUCUGAGUUCCACAGAAGAAUUCCUUUGAGUUAUUUAUUCUAUCCCGAUCACAAAUGGAGGCCCAGAGUGCGGUUACAAAAAGCAAAAAUGAUGUCCGUUUGGUUUUGGAAGAAAUAGAAGGACUUUUUGUUUAAACACAUUCUGCCGAGUCUGGGAAUUGGUUUGCAUUGAAGGAGGUCACCCAGUUGCUGGGAGAUCAGGAGGCCAGCCGGGGAUGAAAACUUUGCUUGUGUAAUGUAUGGCCACCCCCUGGGUGACUGGAGGUUGACCACAAUGGAUAAAGGGCAAGAGCACUGGUUUUGGGGUCAGAUGAUGUGCCCUCUGCCAUCCUGCCUCCUGGGCUGUGAUGCCAGCUUACACGGAGGCCCAGAGUUGCUUUGAGGCAGAAGUGAAAUGUGGGUGAAAGUUCCUUGUAAACAGCAAGCCACUGUAAAUUACCGAUGUUAGUGCCUCACCUUAUUAAUAUUUUGGGCUCGUAUGUGGUAUUGUCCUUGUCAGGAUCCCUCAAGGAACAUUUACCUCUAACAACUCCUGUGUUAACGCAGAUCUGGCCUUACUAUCUUAUGUACGUAUGUGUGUAUGUAUGUAUGUAUGUAAGUAUGUAUGUAUUUUUAAGUAGGCUCCACACCCAACGUGCAGCUUGAACUCAUGAUCCUGAGAUCAAGAGUUUGUGUUCUAUCUACUGAGCCAGCCAGGCCUGCCUUACUAUUAUUUUUACGAGGUUAGACUUUGUCUUCUAUGGCAAGAUAAAGUUGUCUUGAGGGCGUGUGCUGAACAAUGAAGGCCCAGAGAAGCAACAAUGAAUAUUUUACGUGCCAAGAUGGAGGCAAGAGACAAAGUUAAUUAUAACCAAAUACUCAUAUUAGGUGGGUUUUUUUUUCGUUAGGCUAUUAAGCUCCAAGAAGGCAGGGUAUUAACACCCUUAGUUCUUACCCUUAGCUGUUGAUUAGCUGGGCUAUUCGUUCUAUAAGGGAAGUGUUUUACUUGCUUUGUUCACUGCUGACGCUCUAGCACCUGGCACAUAGUGGGCCUAAAACAAAUAUUGGAAUGUCUCAGGGCCUGAAGGGACCUUUGACGUUACUGAUAAAUUCACUCUCUCCUUUGACAUCUGGAGAAACAGGGCCAAAAGGGGAAUGGACUUGUCCAAGGUCACACGGGGAUUAAGCGGCUGAGCCGGGACUAGAAUCCAACAAACAGCAAAAACAGCGGCGCCAUGCUGUGCCAGAACUAACAUCUUGCAUCAGUAACUUUGUUUUGCUUUCACAGGAGCCCAAGGGGUAGCUAUUAUUAUCCUUUGAUUAUCAAUGAGGAAAUAGGCUCAGAGAGGUUAAGGGACUUACCAAAGUCACAGAGCUGUUAAGUUUCAGACUUGAAAUCCCAUCCUCACAUAAAAAUGGGAACAUGGCUUCACUUGAAGUAGUCUGCCCGAGUGGUAGGUACUCUCCCUUGGGACGUCAGCUCUCUCCAAUUCUGCGUGGUCACCACCUCGGUGGCUUCUCUUGGGGCUGGAUUUUCCUAGGCCCGUAGGCAUUUCGUUUGUGUGGGUGAGCCUGUCUGCUUCAUUCAACAUGGGCCCCAGCCCUGUCGCAUUUUGCCUGCCAUGUGCACUAAAAUCUAUGGGAUGGGUAUAACCCGGGGCUCUCCCACUUCAGAGCCCAUUUACUACCCCAACCCGACAACCUGGUCUUCUGUUUUGCUCACAGGUACUUACGGGACUUUUUGACCGUGUGUGUCAGGUAGAGACCAGGAGGAACUGGGGCAAGACUUGGUUGAGAAGCUAGGGGGACAGAAGCCAGUCAAGUUUUCCUGACACCCAUCAACCAGGCCCUGGUCACCUGGUCUCAGCCCAGCUUUGCCUGCCUUGCCGUGUGAUCUUGGCUCCCUGCCUGGCCCACAGCCAUGGCCACGAUGGUGGCCCAGAAGCUCAGCCAUCUCCUGCCCAGUUUGCGGCAGGCCCACCAGGAGCCUCGGCCGGCCAGGCGGCCAGAGCCCGUGUUCACAGUGGACCGUGCCGAAGUGCCACCGCUCUUCUGGAAGCCGUACAUCUACGUGGGCUACCGGCCGCUGCAUCAGACCUGGCACUUCUACUUCCGCACGCUGUUCCAGCAGCACAACGAGGCGGUGAACGUGUGGACCCACCUGCUGGCAGCCGUCGUGCUGCUGCUGCGGCUGGCCGUCUUCGUGGGGACUGUGGGCAUCUGGGGAGACCCGCACGCGCUGCCCCUCUUCAUCCUCCUCCUCGCGUCCUUCACCUACCUCUCCUUCAGCGCCUUGGCUCACCUCCUGCAGGCCAAGUCCGAGUUCUGGCAUUACAGUUUCUUCUUCCUGGACUACGUGGGCGUGGCCGUGUACCAGUUCGGCAGCGCCCUGGCACACUUCUACUACGCCAUCGAGCCUGCCUGGCACGCCCGGGUGCAGGCCGUCUUCCUGCCCAUGGCCGCCUUUCUCGCCUGGCUUUCUUGCACUGGCUCCUGCUACAACAAGUACAUCCAGAAGCCUGGCCUGCUGGGCCGCACUUGCCAGGAGGUGCCCUCGGCGCUGGCCUACGCGCUGGACAUCAGCCCCGUGGUGCAUCGCAUCCUGGUGUCCCCUGACCCUACCUCAGACGACCCGGCUCUUCUCUACCACAAGUGCCAGGUGGUCUUCUUCCUGCUGGCCGCCGCUUUCUUCUCCACCUUCAUGCCUGAGCGCUGGUUUCCUGGCAGCUGCCACGUCUUCGGGCAGGGCCACCAGCUCUUCCAUGUCUUCCUGGUGCUGUGCACGCUGGCCCAGCUGGAGGCCGUGGCACUGGACUAUGAGGCCCGGCGGCCCAUCUAUGAGCCUCUGCAUACCCGCUGGCCCCACAACUUCUCUGGCCUCUUUCUGCUCACCGUGGGCAGCAGUGUCCUGACCGCGUUCCUCCUGAGCCAGCUGGUACGGCACAGACUCAACCGGAAGGCCCAGUGAAUGGCGGGGGCGGGGGGGGGGGCAGCUGGGAGGGAGGGAGGGAGGUGUAGUGGGGGCCCAGGGGUCCGGGCUUGGCUCCAGAUGGGAACAAGGCCUGGUAACGUUGUUUGUGUCUGGCGUUCGGUGACUUUCUGUGUAUGCCUCAGCUGCCAGGGGUGGUGAUGGCCAGUCCUUGGAUUUGGGGAUUGGCCGCGAGCUGCUGGGGUUCACCGCUUGGGCCUGCCCUGGGAGAGGAAAAGAGAGAAAAAUGUGGGCCACCUUGGCCUGCCUCCCCCCAUUGCCUCUCGCUAGGGAUGAGGAUUGGGGGUCAGCUGGGCCCACGACCUUGGUUUGGAGCUUCCAGAUGAUCUGAGAGGGAGUGACAGUGGAAUUCAGGCCAGAGUCUGCUUUGAUCUGAGAGGCAGAAGAGGGCUCAGCAAACCCCCUCUACUCAGAUGUCAUUGGUGGAUAGGAAAGGGGGAGGCUCCUAAUGUGUGUAGCCUACUCUUACCAUUCCUUGACCUCCAGCCUGGAGCUUUAGAGUUCCAGGAAGUCCCCAAAGAUAGAAGAUUGUGUCAAGUGGAAAUGGAUCCCAUCAGUGCCCCAUACCUCUUCAGUCAUCUCCCCACCCAGUGAGCCCCCAGCCUUUCUAGUUCCGGCCUUGAUGUCGUGCAUAUCCUGUUCCCAGCCUGUCUCCUGGUUUCCUUGAUCACGGUUCAGUUAUGCUUUCAGUGUUUCCUGGGCCUCUGCUCAGAGGCAGGCCACCAGCUGGCCUGUGGAUCAAUGCAGGAUGAUGAAAGCUUUCACAUCAGAAUGGCCUGUCAGGGGAAGCACUGAGGAGGGGAAUUAUCAGUGCUGCCUGUGACCCUCAAGGUCUUGGGUUGGAAAGGGUGAAUGGAGAAGUGCAUUCCUGGUAGAGGAAAAACCUAUACAAAGGCGUUCCAUUGUACGGAAGGAGGAGUUCAGUGGGGCUGGACUUAGGGGUGGUCUGAACUCUGAUGCAAUAAAGUAACUGUGAUAACA